CGCUGCAUCCGAUCAGAGAAAUAUAGAUCCCUGCGGCGCUCAUCACACAUCCGCACUGAUCAUCAACGCCCUGUUCCUCUGCAGGUCGUCUUUGGAACUUGUUCGGGUUCUGGCAGAAAUGGAUUAGCCGAGAGCGAGACCUCUUUUCCUUCCACAGUCUUUUCAUCUCUUUAUUUAUUUCUGCCCCUCACUACCUCACAAUGGCAUCAUGCUCUCCAGCUGUGCGUUUUUGCCAGAAGCUGAACAGGCUGAAGACGUUAGAGGAGGACGUGAUGGCCACCUCUCUGAGGCGCUGCCUCUCCACACUGGACCUGGCGCUGCUCGGUGUGGGUGCCAUGGUCGGCUCGGGUCUCUAUGUCCUCACUGGAGCCGUUGCUAAGGACUUGGCGGGACCAGCCGUUGUGCUUUCGUUCCUGGUGGCGGGUGUGGCCUCACUCAUGGCAGCUCUGUGCUAUGCUGAAUUUGGUGCCCGUGUCCCCAAGACAGGCUCCGCCUACAUGUUCACAUAUGUCUCCGUUGGUGAGAUCUGGGCCUUUUUGAUUGGCUGGAAUGUCAUUUUGGAGUAUAUGAUUGGUGGCGCGGCGGUGGCUCGUGCUUGGAGCGGCUACCUGGACUCCAUCUUUGACCACCGCAUCCGGAAUUUCACAGAAAGUCAUGUAAUGCGCUGGGAUGCACCUUUCCUCGCCAGAUAUCCAGACUUCCUCGCAGCAGGAAUACUACUGAUUGCGUCUUUCUUCAUUUCAUUUGGUGUGCGCGUCUCAUCCUGGCUAAAUCACAUCUUCUCUACAGUCAGCAUGAUAGUCAUAGCCUUCAUCCUGGUCUUUGGUUUCGCACUGGCCGAUCCGGCCAAUUGGAGCGCUCGCAAAGGUGGUUUUGCCCCCUAUGGCUUCUCGGGCAUCAUGGCAGGAACGGCCACCUGCUUUUACGCGUUCGUAGGCUUUGACGUAAUUGCUGCGUCCAGCGAAGAGGCACGUGACCCUCGGAGGGCUGUACCCAUUGCAACGGCGAUCUCACUAGCCCUGGCAGCCACAGCCUACAUCCUGGUCUCAAUGGUCCUGACACUGAUGGUCCCAUGGGACACACUCGACCCAAACUCCGCACUCUCUGAUGCCUUCUUCAGGCGCGGGUACAGCUGGGCCGGCCUUAUUGUGGCUGUGGGAUCCAUCUGUGCCAUGAACACGGUGCUGCUCAGCAACCUCUUCUCUCUGCCUCGCAUCGUGUACGCCAUGGCUGAGGAUGGCCUCUUCUUCUCUGUCUUCUCCCGUGUUAAUCCUGUCACCAAAGUGCCCGUCAUUGCAAUCUUGGUCUUUGGCAGCCUCAUGUCUUUCCUAGCGCUCAUCUUUGACCUGGAAGCUCUCGUCCAGUUCCUCUCCAUUGGCACGCUGUUAGCGUACACCUUCGUAGCAGCGAGUGUUAUCGUUUUGCGUUUCCAGCCUGAAAAAAAUGGCGGUGCUAAGAAAGAUGCACCAGUUCCCUCGCCAGGUCAACAGAGCAUCUCUGGCUCUGAGCUCAAGGAGGACAGCGGCGAGCUGAAGGAGUACGAGUCGUUUUCAGAUAAACUGCGCUUGGUGGAGAGGCAGAAGUUCCCAGGUGCACUUCGUUCCCGUUGGGAACCGUACCUGGGUACUGUAUUGGGAGACUGGGCGCCUGGUGAGGUGGUUGCGUUCAGUGUGUUGGCGCUGAUGGUGAGCGCCGUGUCACUCUGCGCAGUGGUUGUUUUUGGAAAAAGCUACCUGGAACUGCCUACGUGGAGCUUUGUCCUGCUGCUCAUCAUCUUCAGCCUGGCGUUCAUCCUCAGCCUCGUCGUCAUCUCCGUCCAUGAGCAGCAGAGGAACAUCAAGAGCUUCCAGGUCCCCCUGGUGCCGUUUGUACCUGGUGCCAGCAUCCUGCUGAAUGUGUUUCUCAUGAUGAAGCUCAGUCCACUCACCUGGCUCCGAUUCGCCAUCUGGGUAGCUGCAGGGCUGUUGGUGUAUUUUGGUUAUGGUAUCUGGCACAGUAAAGAAGGCUUGAAGGAGCCGCAGUGUGUUUCCGCCCGCUACGUGGUUCUGCCCAGUGGGAGUCUGGUGGAAACCGUCCAGAACGUCCAGCCUGAGGGACACACACACGCUCACACACCCGCCACAAACACGCCCACGCCGGCAAUCGAUGACCCGCAGACAAGCAGAUGAUCUGUGUCUGUGUGUGAACACGUGUUAAGCACGCUAAUUGUGUAGUGAGUGUGUAUUUUUAUGCUUCUCCUUUACUGCCACAGGCUUUUCUGCCUUUCUGAGGAUCAUGACUAGGUUCUAGAUUUGGGAUUAUUGAUUAUUUUGAGGAAACACUAAGAGACCGUAUUGGACGUAUGUGUGGAGUGAGUGUUCUCUUUGUGUAGUUGUGACUCGUUUGCUUUUUUGAAUCACUUCCUGUGAUGAUUUAGUACUGAGGUUAGCCAAAUAUACAGCAGGAUACAAAAAUCUGGAUCAUUACCAAGAACAGUUUCUAUAUCAGCAGUUAUAAAACUCUAAUCCGUCGCCACAUGCAGUAUAUUACAUUGAUUCUGUCACUGUGGCAAGAAAACAACAAGCAAGCUAACAUGAUUUCUUCAAGUAUGACAUUUCUUUGUCAUUCCUCGAUUAAAUUUUCACUCUCAUCUCACCAACGGGCCUCAUUUACAAAAAAUGUGACAUUUGUGAAAAUCAAGUUAGGUGUUUUGCUCCUGACGUUCUGUAAAUUUACGUAUUAGUGAAGAGACUCACUAAUGUGAACCACGACUGAUCGGCUUCAAAACAUAUAAUUCUGAUGAGUUACUGCCAUUUUAUAUGCAGGCUAUGCUGUAAAAGUAAUGGUGCCCUAUAAAAGGAGGAAGAGUUUGCGUAUGUCUGUGGUAGCUGAUGCGCUGCACUGGCUGAGCUGCAUUACUGGAAGAUUUAGCGCACACUGCCCUUAGGAGGCUCUUUCACUCUUUAGUCAUCAUUUUUGGCUUUUGCUUAUUAUGGAGUUUUGUGGGCGUGGCUAAAUGUAAAUCAGCUAUGCCAUGAAUGCGCUUGGUAAUUUGUGGCUGAUUGGUGUAUUAAAAUACACAGAUUUGUGCAAAGAAAAUCUUUAAAUUAUUGAAAAUAUUGAAGCUGCACCUCUUCAUUAUUCAGGCAAAUGAGGACUUUGUACCAAGGUGUAAUAGAGUUAAUGUCUGAUGCUAAACUUGUUGAAUUUGUCAAUAUUUACAUCAAUUAAUCUGUUUAGUUUCAUUUUGUUUAACAUGACUUGGAGGGAAUUUUUAAGUGGGAAGAUUGAGAGGUACACAUUGAUGAAAGACUACUUUUAGAUAUCCCACUGUCCUACUGGAAGAAAUCAUCUUUAAAACAUUGGAUCCAAAAUCACAUGACACCAGAAAAGACCUUAAUUGGCUGAUUUCUUUGUUAUGAAGAAGGUACUAAGGGGAAUGUGCUGUUAAGCACCUGGCAGCUGAUGAAAUGAACAGUUCAUGGUAAAGGAAUUUUUGAUUCACAUCAUUGUGCUUUGUGGCUUUUCCGAUCUGCCGUGUUAUUAGCUGGAUUGUUAGCUGUGAUAUGGUAGAGAAGGUGUAGCUAGCAAUUUAGAAGUUUGGGUUAAACUCCUGCAUGUGAUUAUGACUUGAAGAGACGUUCAUGUGCAAUAUCUAGAAUUUCAAGCACACAUGAAUGCAGCAUCAGUUCAAUUCUAAUGCUCUCAGAGGUGUUACUUUAGAGGUGUUAAUGAAGUUUUGGAGUGUGUUUGGUGUGUGCAGACCUGUCGAAUGUGUGUAUUGCUUUAUGAUAGGACCUUAGAGAUGAUUAGCACUUUUUUUGACACUGUGUUUGGUUUAUUGCUGAAAGACUGGAGGUUUGUUGAGCUUACAUAAGCAAGGACAAUCACUGAUGCUGACACAUACACACACAGAUGUUUUCGUUAUGCUAGAAUCGAAAGUCUUCACACACACCACCCCACAAACUCAGACCUCACAGAUAUGUUAAUAUAUUUGAACCAUGAUUAUGAUGUAUUUAUUUCUGUUUCUCUUUAAUAUUAAUAUGUAUUUAUUUCAAAUUCUCCGUUAAGUCCAAUCUCAUUUCUGAGUUUUAUGUAACAGUGGAAUGUCCAUUCCUUUUAAAGGCAGCUUAAAUGUCAGGACCAAAGGUUAAUAUGCAGCAGUGUUGCACUGGGCUGCACUCAUUUAUACAGCUGUGCGCACAAACACUCACACUCGCACAUACUGGCUGUCAAACUUCUCAAAUUUUAAAAUACUCAGUAUUUAUUUGAAUAGUAAUGAGGUUACGAAGUUAUCCUGCCACAGUUAACUUAAAUAUACAAAGUUAACUUGGUAGCUAAAAUAUACAAAAAAAUCAUGAGAAGGGAAGAUAGUAGCUUUCUCAUUAUCUUUAAUAUUUCAGAUUUUUACUUAUAAACCCAUCAAAAAAAACCAAGUGUUACGGCUAAGUCCAAUCAAAAAUGGCUUCCUAUUAACUCUAUAUGCUGUCUGCGUAUGUUUUAAUAUAAUGGGGUUGUAGACCCUACAUCAUGCACUAUAUGCCUAAUAGGACAAUAUUUGGGUUUGAAUAAAGUGAUAUCAAUAGGGGCCAGUUGGAAAAUGUUACUUUAAUACAAAUUGUUUGGUCAUUUUAUUAUAUUUAUUUACAAAGUUAAUAUAUAAUUUAUAAAUGUAUGAUUUGAUAGACUUGUGGUAGGCAAGUAAAAGUAGAGCAUAAGAUCUAAAACUCUUCAAUGCAUCUCCUUUGAAUGUAUAAAAAUUAUUAGUAUUUGAAAGGUGAAGUUCACUCUAAUAGCCCUAACACACACACACACCUUUACAAUGACGAUCCUUAUAUACGUCAUUAGUUAAACACAAAUGGCCUGAGCUCCUGUUUUUCUUGCGCACACACACACACACACACACACACACACACACACACACAUACUCGCAUGAUGCCUGCCAGUUCCCAAAGAUGAAUUAAACACAAAUGCUUCAUUAGACAUAUCAUGUGAUAAGCACAGAUUUUGCAUGACCUUUUUUUUCUCUUUGUCCCUCACACACAUACUAUGUGUGUGUGUGUGUGUGUGUGUGUGUGUGUGUGUGAGUGAGAGAGAGUGACAGAGCAGGACAAGGCCUUAAGGUCUCAUUUUUUCAGGCAUUCAGUCAUGUGGAAUAAAAUGUAAUUAAGAAAAGGAGUUGAAAUCGGAUUAACUCUGUCUGGCCGCUAGGAAUGUUUCAGUCACAUGACCAACACACUCACAUGACACAUACAUACACACACACAGUAACUGAAAGAUAUUGAUACAUAUCCUUUCCAAUGUAAUGAUGUUUUGCCCCAGACACCAAUCUUAGGAAGCUAAAAGUUUUGAUAAUUAUUGGAUAACACCUAAAAAUGUGGAAGGCUGUCAAGAUGUAUGGAUUAAAGUCUCUGAAACUGUAUCUAUUAUUUAGUCAUUUUUUAGUAAUCUCCUUCAGCCAAAUCUCAUCUAAAAACUGGUACGUGUUUAAAAAUAAUACACAUUGUUAAACAUCAUUAAAAUCAAGUGUGUGUCAAGCAAUCACACUUUACAGAUAACUAUGUAUAGCUGUGAUGUCAUCACAACAGAACCAUGCUUUUGUACGUGCAUAUCAGCGAUUGCUGUGAAGAAAGAUUUGGGUCCACAAAAUGUGAAAAAUAUUUUUAUAGAACCACCAAUUGUUACUUAUUGGCUUGUCUAAUUAUGGAGAUGAAGUUCUAGAAAUAUUUAAGAAAAGCACAUCAUUUCCACACAGACCAUCCUGUGUGAUUGUUUAUCACUAUAAUACUGUCACUUUUUACUACAACAGCCUCUGCUGAACACAUUUACAUGUUUCCCAUGUUGCACUGCUGCAUAUAAAUACAUAGUACAAUAGUACACUAAAGUCUGAGUCCACAACUAAGAACUUAUUAUUAAUUAUUAAACAGUAGUACAGUGCUUUAUGUUAAUUAUCAAAGAAUGCUGUUAUCAUUUUCACAUUGUGAAGGUUACACACUCAGAUGCUCGACCCCUUAUGGUAUGAGAUUUGGAUGUAUCAGUUGAGUCAGUCCACUGUACAACAGCACACUGCGCUAGUUUAAUGUCAUGAAAAUGAGCAUGUGUUAAUUUCUGUUUCGUUUGAACUGCUACUGUAUAUCCUCUUAUCUCCUCUUAUCUACUUUAUAUCCUCUUAUCUGUUGAUUAAAUGAUGGCACGAAUCAUUAUGUGAUAAGAUUAGAAAGAUAGAGUUUAUAUCUCUCUUGACACUCCUGCGUUAGAAAGGCACAAACAUUUGCUGGCCUGCAUGUUUUUAUUUUAUACCAUUACAAUGCUGUCAUGUUGAAGAAAUUGUUCAGCAAGAAAUUUCAUUUACACAAUUUUCCACUUUGCACAAAUUUUAGUCGAUGUGCCAAGACAUGUUUGGUGUCCCAAGUUUGCUUCUUUAGCUUUGUACUGAAGAUAGAAGUGUGAAGUAGCAAAAAAAUAAUGGAAGUCUAUCUCAGCCAAACUUUUUUCCAUAUAUACACGUCCAAAUGUUCAUAUACUUGCUUCAAAUGACAUUGUUAAGAUACAUAAUCUCAUUCUAAAAGGUAGAGCUGUAAUUUUUUAAUUUGUUCUUAGACCUGUAAUAAUCACAUUUUAAAUAUGGCUUAGAAUUUAAAAAAAUAUUACAAUUGUACAAUGAAUGUUGCACAUUUUUUUGGCUUCUUUUUAAAUUAUUCUGGCCCGGAAGUGAGCUCCACCCCCAUCCAGUUCAGUCCUGCCUCUUUUUGUUAACCCAAGAGCCACACUUGUCAGAAUUUUCAUUGAAAUUGCAGUUCACCUCCAUGACUGCAGAGGGCUCCAAACAUUACAAACCACCCCUUUAAAUAAGUAAAAAUAAAUAACGCUGUUGCUAGCUGCUAGUCACUUUCAACUGACAAUUAUAAUUCGGUCUUCAAAUGGCAAACUCUGGGAGGCGGGGUCUUUGUGGGCGGGGCCUGGUUGAUUCUGGUUGUACAAAAUGGCCACCACUUGUAUUACAGAUUAAAACAAAUCACAGUGUCCUAAAACCAUCAGCAUGUGUGAAGAAUUUUAGCAAUAUUGCUUAAAGUAUGUAAAGGUACAGUGCAGUGUAUUGAUAUGAUUUUGGGUGAGAUAGUCUUCAAUAACUUGUUUAACUCUUAGCUACGGUGUAACUAAAUAAACUAAAGGUUAUACACUAAACAUGUCAUGGCUGACAGACUAUAUUUGGGAUAAGUGGAACAUCGGUACAUUUCUUUUUUUUUGUCGAACCAUCCCUGAUGGUAACAGAUGUUAUAAUGGAGGUUAUAGAGGAGUUUUUAAUUUACAUUUUCUGUCUGUAUUUAGUUUGUUUAUCUGCUGUAAAGGACAUCACGUCUGCUGCUAAUCAUUCCCAGUCUACACUGAAAUCCUCUCCGCAUGGUAAAAGCUGCAGCUCUGAACAUGCGGUGUCGAUUUCUGAAUUUCGCAGAUUUUAAGAGCCAGACGUAGACGUGAAGUCCAUCGCUGAUGUAAAUACCUGUAUCUGUGUAUGUAAAUAUGCCACAAUAAUAUAACCGAUGGCCUUAAAAAUGCUAUUUAUACUCAGACCAUUCCCAAAGCCGUAAAGAUGUAUGAAAACAUUUUUAAAGUCUGUUCUGCUAUUAGAUUUGUAUCAUAACAUACCUUUAAACUGUUAUCACAGUGGAUUAAUUACAGUGUAUAUGUGAUCGAAAUAUAAUCUACAGUAUGUCCAAGGAGGGAUGUUCUUAAAAGUUUUGUAAGAACCAAAUAACCCUUUUCUGUUAGCUGUUAUACAGACUUUGCACAGUCGAAAGAUCCUCGGUUUAUUUCUUUUUGUCUUCCUCUUUUCUCCAUUUUCUUUUCUUUUAAAUUUCCCAACUGGCUCUGACUGCAGAUCACAGAAAGCAGAAUGAACCUGCUAACGUUUUCAUGUUCACUAGCUAGCUAGCUAUGUGAAGCUAACCUGACAGGAUUUCUGAGAAGAUUUUAGAUAUAUUUAAGACUUAUUUAUGAUAAAGCAUGUUCAUAUGCUUUACUGGAAAUGUUAGCAAACUAGCCAACACAUGCUAACCUGACAGGAUUUCUCAGAGAAUUUAAGACUUAUUCAUAAAUACUUUUACUGUUUUUUCAGCUUUUACCAAUUUUGCUUGCAUUUCAUCAAUUGAAAGUCGCUUUGGAAAAAAGCGUCUGCUAAAUGAAUAAAUGUAAAUGUAAAUACUCAUAUUCUUGACUGACACAAAUCCUGUCAGGUUAGGUAAUAUUAGAUAGGUAGCAUUAGCAGGGAACAUAAUUAAUCAAUUUCAUUUUAAAAUCUGAAAUGCCACUAUAUCAGUCAAAAUCAGUCAGGUUAGCUCACAUUAUCUAGCUAGUGUUAGCAGUGAAGACUUAUCAAUUUGAUUUAAUAAUCCUCUCACAAAUACUAUCAGGUUAGAUUCUGUUAGCUAGCUAGCAUUAGCAAGAAAAAUCAUUAACUUUUGUGAAUUUGAGUUUCUGCAAAUUUUCUGCAAGGUUAGCUCAUAUUAACUAGCUAGCGUUAGCAGUUUGCAUUAGCCGUGACAAAAAUCUGACAGGAUUUCUGAGAGGAUUUUUACUCCAAAUUUAUAAACAUUCAAUAUCUUCACUGUUCACACUAGCUAGCUAAUAUGAGCUAAUGUGAAAAGAUUUCUGAAAGAAUUUUUAAGUCAAAAGUUUAUCUUCACGGUUAACACUAGCUAGCUAGCACAUAGCUAACCAGCAGCAUUUCUGAGAGGAUUUUUUUAUCUCACAUUCAAUUUAAACUCUUCACUGCUAACACCGCCAGCUAGCUAACAUGAGCUUACCUGACAAGAAUUCUAAGAAACCUACUUUUUUUUAAGGACAAGUUGCUGUUUAUAAAUGUUUUAAAGACAUAUCUGAGUUUAUAUAUGGACUCAAAAACUUGCCCAUUACCCUGUGGUCUGCACACAGAUCCUCCUCAAGUCUUCUGUCUCACUUGUUUAUCUUUGCUGUUGUUUUUUUUUUCUUCAGCUCUGUUUAUGGUGUCUUUGUUGUUAGGUCAGUUUAUGAAGAACAGUGUUUUGUGAUUAAUAAAUGUUUUGAAGCAGCA
Messenger RNA from Pangasianodon hypophthalmus (striped catfish), 9049 nucleotides. It is a transcript of the gene slc7a4, whose product is annotated as solute carrier family 7 member 4. The transcript is spliced from 6 exons. Bases 201 to 2168 code for a protein of 655 amino acids. Gene Ontology annotation, biological process: amino acid transport; transmembrane transport. Lineage: Eukaryota; Metazoa; Chordata; Actinopteri; Siluriformes; Pangasiidae. The record is from RefSeq and is a predicted model, not a curated record. Gene Ontology annotation, molecular function: amino acid transmembrane transporter activity. Gene Ontology annotation, cellular component: plasma membrane.